Elaeis guineensis (African oil palm) is the source of this 2221-nucleotide messenger RNA. Its product is annotated as aspartyl protease family protein 2-like. The record is from RefSeq and is a predicted model, not a curated record. Gene Ontology annotation, molecular function: aspartic-type endopeptidase activity. NCBI's taxonomy places the organism in Eukaryota, Viridiplantae, Streptophyta, Magnoliopsida, Arecales, Arecaceae. Gene Ontology annotation, biological process: proteolysis.
GUUUUUCCACAGGAUGUCUUAACUUCUUUUUCUUUUUCUUCGCAUAUAUCGCAUCCCAAUUCCAAGACCAUUUCAAUUCGACUCCAAAACAAAGCUAAUAUAAAACGCCUCCAUCCUUUAUUCAUCCAUCCUCUAUUCCUUCUAGUCAAGAAAACCAAACAAAUCACUAAUCUCCCCUCCACUCCCUUUAUCUUCCCUUCUCCUCUCUUCGCUGGAGUCCUCCUAACCUCACUAUAACUGUUUAGCUGUUAGUUUCAUCAAGGAGAGGCUCCAGAAAUGGCUUCUCCCAAUACUACAGUUCCCCUCUUCUUGGCCCUCCUCUUGUGCUUUCUCCUCCAUCCCUAUCCCUCCUCAGCUUCUCUCUUCAACUGGAGCACCUCCGUAAAGUCCCAUAAUUCUCCGCUCGCCGCCAUCGAAUUGCCGACCCACCUCAGCUUCAACGCCGUCACCUCCUCCGAUGGAUCCCGCUGCACUCACCACCUCGACGCCGCCAGCCCCUCCGACCAAAAUCACCACGGCGAUUCCAUAGACGGGGAGAACGAAGACGACGACGCUCGGGAGGAGAGCUCGGCGCCGGCGGCAUCGACCUUGAAGCUCCACCUCAAGCACCGGUCGUCCAAGGAACCCGGUGCCCCCGAGCGGACUAAAAAGGAAUCUCUUUUGAACUCCACCCAUAGAGACCUUUCAAGAAUCCAUACGCUCUUCGGGAGGAUCGUAGAGAAGAAGAACAGGAACACCAUCUCCCGCCUGAGGACGACCGCUGGCGAGGCCGGUCACCGCUCGAUCGCCUCCGAAUUGGCGGAAAAGGUGGCAGCCUCGGCGCCGCCGGAGCUCGCGGGACGGCUGAUGGUCACCCUGGAAUCCGGCGUCAGUCUCGGCUCUGGCGAGUACUUCAUGGACGUGUUCGUGGGCACGCCGCCGCGGCACUUCUCCUUGAUCCUGGACACCGGCAGCGACCUGAACUGGAUCCAAUGCCUGCCGUGCCACGACUGCUUCGACCAGCACGGCCCCCUCUACGACCCCGCCGCCUCCUCCACCUACCACAACGUGAGCUGCGCCGACACCCGCUGCGGCCUCGUCUCGCCCCCCUGGCCCUGCCGCUCCGGCGACCAGGCUUGCCCCUACUUCUACUGGUACGGCGACCGCUCCAACACCACCGGCGACCUCGCCCUCGAGACUUUCACCGUCAACCUCACCGCCACCGACGGCGGCGGGGGCGCCGAGUUCCGCCGCGUCGACGAAGUCAUAUUCGGGUGCGGCCACUGGAACCGGGGACUCUUCCACGGCGCCGCCGGCCUCCUCGGCCUCGGCCGUGGGCCCCUCUCCUUCUCCUCCCAACUCCGCGCCCUCUACGGCCACACUUUCUCCUACUGCCUCGUCGACCGCGACAGCGACCUGACCGUCUCCAGCAAACUCAUCUUCGGCGAGGACCGCAGCCUUCUCAGCCACCCCGAUCUCAACUACACCUCCUUCGUCGACACCGCCGGUAAAGAGGACAGCCCGGCCGACACCUUCUACUACGUCCAGGUAAGGGAGAUACUCGUCGGCGGGGAGGUGCUGCCCAUCCCUCCGGAGACGUGGAAAUUGUCGGCGGAGGGGACCGGUGGGACGAUCGUGGACUCCGGCACGACGCUGAGCUACUUCGCGGAUCCGGCCUACCAAGUGAUCAAAGAGGCCUUCGUCGGCCAGGCGAAGGCGAAGUAUCCGGUGGUGGACUUCCCGAUAUUGAGUCCUUGCUACAAUGUGUCCGGCGUCGAGAAGGUCGAGAUGCCGGGGUUCGCGAUCCGGUUCGCGGACGGGGCGGUGUGGAACUUCCCAGUGGAGAAUUACUUCAUCCGGCUGGACCCGGAGGAGGUCGUCUGCCUCGCCAUCCUUGGGACGCCGCGGUCGUCGCUGUCGAUACUGGGCAAUUACCUGCAGCAGAAUUUCCAUAUCAUGUAUGACAUGAACAAGUCCCGGUUGGGAUUUGCGCCCAUGAAGUGUGCUCAAGUGUAGCAAUUCUCUACACUAUUAGAUUGCAGGGAAUCAAUUGAACAGUUCUGAUUUUGAUGUGAGCUAGAAAAUGAUCCACAUUGGUUUUCCACAGGUACAUACAAAGGAUAAUUAGGCUGCAAGAAUUUUGGGUUGCUGAGGGAGGUAAUGGGAGUUUUGUGUUACCUCUCGAGGAAGAUGUAAAAAAAGCUAGACAUUAUGUCAUUUUUUUUUUCCCUUCUCUCCUCAA